This is a messenger RNA of Elgaria multicarinata webbii, 4245 nucleotides long. It is a transcript of the gene MIMS1, whose product is annotated as family with sequence similarity 210 member A. The record is from RefSeq and is a predicted model, not a curated record. Gene Ontology annotation, cellular component: mitochondrion. NCBI's taxonomy places the organism in Eukaryota, Metazoa, Chordata, Lepidosauria, Squamata, Anguidae. The transcript is spliced from 5 exons. The coding region runs from base 318 to 1214 and encodes 298 amino acids.
GGCUGGGACAGCAAAUGGCACGCGGCUCGUGUGAGGGUGAGUGGAGGGAAGGCGAGAGGUGGGCCUAGAGCGCCCCGUUGCUGACCUGCGCCUGAGAGGAAUGCUGCUUUCUUCCAAAGGUUUUGCUCUAUCUGGAAUCCAAAGAAUCUUUAGAUUGAAAGAAUGGUCUGGUCUAGGGUGUUUAUGACCUUCCCUGGUACAGCAGAAAUACGACGACUUGAUCAUGAGCACGGUCCAGCAGCAUAAUAAAUCUUUAAUCACACUGUCUUUGUGACAAGCUUUCAGUUCCAGGAGUGUUGUAAAUAGGGGCUGUGUACAUGAGUAUCUUCAAUAUGCUAUUGCCAUCAAUCAGAAUGCAGAGACCAUUUCAGCUGGCAUACAGGACAUGCAUGAUACUGGAUCGUACCUGUAUCUUUCCAUACUUAAAAGGACAACCCUCCUUGCUUAAUACUAGACAGAAAAUGGGUUCUCUGGCUCUGAGCUUCCAACAUCAGUGUCUACAUGCAUCUGCUGCUGUUAGUGUUUCCAAGGAACGGGAGUUCUUGGGCAAGGCAUCAUCCCAACCAGAAGACCCUCACAAUAAAAGACCAAAGAAAGAGAUUCCUAUCACACCAGUGGGUAACACAGACCAGAAAGCCCAUCAAGAACAAAAUCCUCUAGAGCUUGAUCCCUUACAAGACAAAUCAAUUAGUCUCGUGCAGAGAUUCAAGAAAACUUUUAAACAGUAUGGCAAGGUUCUGAUUCCAGUGCAUCUUUUGACUUCCAGCAUAUGGUUUGGAGUCUUUUACUAUGCAGCUUUAAAAGGAGUAAAUGUGGUUCCUUUCCUUGAAUUCAUAGGAUUGCCAGAAAGCAUUGUAAAUAUUCUAAAGCAUUCUCAGAGUGGAAAUGCAUUAACUGCAUAUGCCAUGUAUAAGAUUGCAACUCCAGCCAGAUACACAGUGACUUUAGGAGGGACAUCUAUGACUGUGAAGUAUCUUCGUAAGUAUAGCUACAUGUCUACACCACCUCCGGUGAAGGGAUACAUUCAGGACCGAAUGGAAGAAACAAAAGAGCGACUGUCAGGGAAAAUGGAAGAAACCAGAGAAAUGAUUAGUGGCAAAAUGGAAGAAACAAAAGAAAAGCUAACUGGAAAAAUGGAAGAAACAAAGGAGAGGAUAACAGAAAAGAUACAAGAAACCAAAGAAAAAGUUUCUUUUAUAAAAAAGAAAGAGUAGGAAAAUAAGGAGGUGGGAUGGCAAAGCCUAUGCAUCCUAAAGCCUUUAGAAAAUUUGGUCUGUGUAUUCUUGCUACUUUUUGUUUGAGCUGUUUUGGCUGACUGGAAGAUACCAGUAAUCUAAAAAUUAAAAUAAUAACAUUUAAGGCUUACAUCCAUCUUCUGAAAAUUAUCACACUUAAUUGGGUAGGAUAUAGUAAAUACAAGAGCAACAACUUUCUUCAUUGUUAACUCCCAGAAGGGUAUUCUGUGGUUCUCCCUAGUUAUGGUCAUUAGUUGUGUCUGGAUCUAUAUGGAGAAAGAAAUCAGGUUGUCUACACAUCUGAUUGAACUGAUUUCUCCAUCUUUCACCACCCACCAUCUUGGAAGCAAAGUGUUAGAAUGGUUGGGUCAUGCACACAUUGUCUUGAUGUUGAGGGGAUGGUGUCAAUAUUUGUAAACCAUUCACUCUUAAUAUUCUAGGAAUAUCACAAAACAUAUUCUAUUCCAUAUUAUUAAAGUUUGACUUAAAAUAGUGUAUGAGAGAGAUGGACUAAAACAAUACUGAACUUAAUUGCAUAUUAUAAUGCAGAAUAGGUAUUGAUUCUUCUAUGAUUAGGCUGAAAUAAGUGAUGAAUUUCAUGCCACUGAAAAGUUUUUUAAAAGGGAGAAAAAAAUCAUGGAAUAGAAGUUUACAUCUCCAUUGCUGUGUUUAGAGGGAAGAAUAAACACUGCUACCAUAUACACAGAUGAAUCCUAGAAUAUUUUCACUAGAGUCUAAAUUUGAGCAUUUCUGUACUGUAGAUUAAUCCCAGUCUUGUUCUGGUCAAAAUCUACAGCUUGUGACGCCAUCAUUUUUGUUGUUUCUGUGACAGAAGCUCUGCCUGAACCACUACAUGGCAUUUCAGCUCUCCUUGGUUUUUUAAAAAAAUCUAGGUUGGAAAUGUAAAGGACCACUGAAUCAGGGGGGGUAGGGAGAGAGACUCAAGCAACUCCUGGUGCACCCAUGCAGCCUGUUGUACAUAUACCACUGCUUCUGCUGUUAUUGAAGCAAAUGUUUUUAAUGUGAUUUUGGGUGUGGGGGUUGCAACUGAAACAGCUUGCCCGUUUUACAAUCCAGCUGGCUUAAAAUUGUAUGAAAAGGAAUUUGUACUUGUCUAUUUCUAGGCUUGCUUCUGUCAUUCCUGUCAAGUUACAACAAAACGUCUGCCACUUAUUAAUGUCAUAAAGACUCUUUCAGGAAAAGAGUAAAAAAGCUACUUUGAAUUGAUGAAGAUCCAGGAGGCAACUGCAAGUCUAAUGGCAGAACCUAAUGCCCUGCCUACCUUUAGGGAAGCUGAUUUAGAGAACUGUAUUUUCUUCUUGGGUGAAGUCCAGUAUAAGAAAGAAGCACUUACCCUUGAACCACACUUGUUUAAGAGUAGUUAAUGCUUUUGAGAACUAAGCCUGAGAGUUACAUACAGUAUUAUAGUAGAGUUGAACACUAUCCUUCAAUCCCCAGUUCAAUGCCUGAAAGUGCCAGCGCAGACUCCCAUAUCGGAUGAAGUAAUUUAAUCUUGAACCAUGAAUAAACUGCUGCCUCAUUUACUCAGCACUCCUUCAAUGUGAUCACAGUGACCUUAUCCAACAUGUAUGCACAGCCUUGCUCUUAUUGAAUCCAUCUUCCAAGUGCUCACCAUGGCAGUUUGACUUUUAAUACUCUAUGCUUUCUGUGGUCCUAUCAGGCUCAGUGGCUGCUCUCCCUCUACAUGUUUAUCCUGGCAUUUAAAAUAGGCCUAUAGCUGUUCAAAAUACCUUAGUUCAUAGGAGUGCUUACUCGUCCUCAUCGAAGAGAAACUUUGUGGUUUGUACAAUCCUGAGAGAUGGUACCAUGAAUUUUACCAUAAAUCAGGUAAAGAGAUAUGGUAGAAUAGUAAUCUGUAUCCACCUAGUAUGAGGCUCUUUUAAGAGUGCUUCAUUUGACAGGGAUGGGCUGGAUGGGUGAGUGAGGAUUCAGUAGCCGUUCCCGUUUUUCAUUGUAUGAAACAACUUUCUUUUCUCACUCGUACCAUUUUAGUUGACUAGAAAACAUUGGGAGAAAAUGGCUUUAGAGAAUUGAUGAUAUGCCAUGAAUAUCUGCUUGCCAUGUUGCUGGCAGCAUGGCUUGUUUGAGAGGGCAGCAACCUUGAAAUACCUGGCCUGUUGGGUUAUUUGAGGAUUGAUGCCCACCCCAAGCAAGCCAUACUUCCCAGGUUCAAACAAGCCAUGCUAGCAAGGGUAAUUAGGGAAAGUAGGGCUUAUUUCCCGAACCAGCCCGUUGACUAGUUUAGCAGCCCAACUUUUAAGUCUGAAUGCAAGGUGGAUAGCUGCUCAUUAAUGAGGUGUUACUCGCCUAGCAGGCAUCUGCUUAAAGAACUUGGUGGGCACAACAAAAGGAUACAAAACAGGUAGCACAAUGAAGUAAGAGACUUGGUUGGAAGUAUAGUCCAAGCAAGCAGGCUUGGGCUUAAAUUUAUUUGUUUUUCCUAGAAGCGGUAUGGUGAAUAGUUAUGCUGCAAGAUGACAACUGCAUGUUAACUUCACCCUAGUACAGAAUGUAUUUCUAAAUUAACCAACAAAAGAAUGGCACAGUGGGAAGUAGUGUGAGGAUUUCAGCCUAGAAAUAGACAAUACUGAAAUAACUUCCCCUUGCUUGCUUCUGCACUUUAAAACCAUUUUCUAAAGAGUGUAGUCUGACAAUGCCAGUAUAAUUAAAAUGAAAUAAUUUCUCCUCCAGUAUCUGGGUUUUGUUCUAGUAAUAAUGCCAGGAAUUUAAAAUGAUAGUGGGAGGACAUUGGAUUGAAGUAAAUGGAAGCAAUAUCUGCCCACUGCUGCUACACAACAGCCAUUCAUUUCAACGAGACUUUCCCAGGCUCACUACACCAGAUACAUUGAACAGAGAUAGCAAAGCAGAAUUUGGUGGAAUAUUCUGAUUCAACCAAUUAAUUCCUUAAUGAGUUGUCUUUUUCUUAUAUUCACUGCAGAUGGCUCUUACUGGUAUUAAUAUUGCAAAACAUUAAACUACUCAUGCCACA